CCCAGGGGAGGCAAACGGCGACGUUUUAAGGGAGGCAGUUGCCCAAAAUUGCAAUUUACAGUUUUCACUAGUGUAACACAAUUGAAAUGUUGGUCAUAUAUUCAUGAAGCACUCUGCUCCUUCCCGCCACCUCAUUGCCGCCGCUGCUUUCACCGAUACUGCGUCUGCCGCCGCCAGCGCCACCAUGUCAUCUGCUCAAUCAUUCCGAGGAGGCAGGGGACGCGGCAGGAGAAACUUUUCGCACCGUCCUUCCGGAGAGCGAAGUGAAGAGGACAUUGUAACUGGAGACUCUCACUUCAAUUCUGUUCGUGAAACCAAUCGAAAUCUCCGUCCGUCUCCUAUUUUUCGACCUUUCCGGCCUAGGGCACCAUCUCCAAAUAUCCAUCCUACUCAUCAUAAUUAUGGACAAUUGCCGUCUCCUCAACCACGUCAGCCAUUUCAUUACAAUCAGCAAUCCUAUAGAGCAAUGCCACCACCAGCAGGGUUUUAUCAGAAUCAACAGUUCAAUAGAGCAAUGCCACAGCCUCCACUAAGACCACAGUAUUAUCAGAAUCAGCAGCUCAAUAGACCAAAUUUUUAUGAGAAUCAGCAGUUUAAUGGACCAAAUUUUUAUGAGAAAAGGCAGUUUAAUAGACCAAUUUUUUAUGAGAAUCAGCAGUUCAGGCCACGGCCAUUGCCUCCCAAGGCUUUGAACUUUCGGAAUUGGGAGUAUGCUAGACCUGGACCUCCACCUCAUUGCGAACGAUUUAUAGUCUUAUCAUACAACAUACUAGCUGAUUACCUUGCUAUUGAUCAUCAGAGAAAACUUUAUUUUCACAUACCGCAACAUAUUUUGGACUGGGAAUGGCGUAAAAGAAGUAUCCUUUCUGAGCUUGGAUGGUGGUCAGCUGAUAUAUUAUGUCUUCAGGAGGUUGACAGAUUCCAGGAGUUGGAGGCAGAGUUGAAGUUGCGUGGAUACAGUGGCAUCUGGAAGAGGCGUACCGGAGAUCCAGCUGAUGGAUGUGCAAUAUUUUGGCAUGCAUCAAGAUUCAAGUUGGUGCAUGAAGAAUUUAUUGAAUUUAAAAAGUUUGGGCUUCGGGAUAAUGUUGCCCAGAUAUGUGUAUUUGAGUCUCUUGGUCAGCAAAAUAAUUGUUCACCAGCUCCCUUAGCAAGCCCUGGUCACUCCAAUAAGGUUGUAAUUUGUAAUACUCAUGUGCUUUUCAAUCCUAGAAGGGGAGAGAUUAAGCUCGGACAGGUUAGGGUGCUUCUGGAUAAGGCUGAUGGUGUUUCAAAACUUUGGGACAAUGCUCCUAUUGUGAUUUGUGGAGAUUUCAACAGUACACCAAAGAGUCCAUUAUACAACUAUCUUGCCGAGGAAAGACUAGACUUAUCAGAAGUGCCUCGGGAUAAAGUGUCAGGACAGGAAUCAGCUACAAUUAAUACAGUGAAGCAUAGCUUCAAUGCUAGUGCUAGACACCAGGAUGCAGUUAACUCUACUCAAAGCUCUGAAGUGGCUAGUGAGAGAGAGGUAAAAGAUAAUAAGAUGGCAUCAGCUGAACAGAAAUUUGAGACUCCUGAAAAAGAUUCAGGAACUGGAUCUUCUGCAUGUACCUUAUCUGUGCCUCAGAGUUCUGUAGAAUAUGAGCUGAGAAGUUCUUGUGUGGUUAUCUCAUGCUCCGAGAGUACGGCUGAUUUGCCUAGAGUAAUCCAUGUUGAAGGUACGAGUCAUGAAGCCAAUUCAUUAGAAUCUUGUCAAGAAGAUGAAUAUGAUAAGGACUCCGAGAGUGGAUAUAACAAUGCCAACCCUAAUGCCACAUCUACCUCUUCUCACAAAAUUUUUGAAGCAAAAGUGUGUUCAGGAAUUGAUUCAGAGAGAGAAAAGGAUGGGCAGUCCAAAGUAGGUGAUUUUGAUUCUGAAAAUGUGGUGAGCAUUCACAGACCUACAAUACCCCAUUGUUCAGAUGUGUCGUUGACGGGGCUAUCUUCUGAUUCUUCAAAUGUACAUGAAGUUUCUCUUCCGGAAAGCUCUGAAAGUGUGUUGUCAAUUGAUAAAGAGAGUUCCCCUAAAAUAUCACGUGAACUUAAAAACUCACACACAGAGACUUGUUUUGAUGUCUUGUUGGACGAAAAGAUGGACAACUUGUCACUUAGUGUGGUCUCUGAAGGCACAAAAGAAGAUGAACUUUUAGUCGAAAAUCGUGAAGCAUUUUUGUCCCAGUUACAUGAUGAAGCUGGUUCCUUUCCAUCAGACUCUGACCAACUUCAAACAACUUCUCUUGAGGAAUUGGAUGAGUCAUUAAAGAAGUGUGACGGUUCCUUAGAGUCGUGUUCUUUAAGUGAUGAGAUUGCAGAUGAUGCUCCUAAUUUGGAUUCUGAGGUUGUUGACAGAGAGAACUCGACUUAUGAUCCAUCAGCUUGGACUCCAAUUGAUAUAGAAACUGCUACAGGCAAUGCAGAUUGCAAAGUAAUGGAACAUAAUCUGAAGUUGACAAGUGCAUAUAGGGAAGUAGAGUUGCAGGAUUUUUCUGGAACAAGAGAUUCAACAGGAGAACCUGAGGUGACCAGCUAUCACAGGCUUUUCAUGGGUACAGUUGAUUAUAUAUGGCGUUCUGAAGGCCUUCAGACUGCGAGGGUGCUUGCUCCGAUUCCAAAAAAUGCCAUGCAAUUUGUGAGAGGUUUCCCUACUAAGAAAUGGGGAAGUGAUCAUAUUGCUCUGGUUUCGGAAUUUGCUUUUACAAAUGAUAUAUCGAUUCACAAUACUAGCGUCCAAAAGCAGUAAAAUUAUGUCCACUCCAAAGGACUGUAUGAGUUUUCAGUAAGUAGAACUUUUUGUUCUACUAGGGGGAAGAAGGGAUAGAUUCAUCUUGGAAGAGCUUCAACCUGGAUAUGAAGAAAGGA
Molecule: messenger RNA, 2877 nt
Organism: Solanum verrucosum
Lineage: Eukaryota; Viridiplantae; Streptophyta; Magnoliopsida; Solanales; Solanaceae
Product: carbon catabolite repressor protein 4 homolog 6
Exons: 17
Coding region: 104-2758 (884 amino acids)
Molecular function (GO): 3'-5'-RNA exonuclease activity
Source: RefSeq, a predicted model, not a curated record